Molecule: messenger RNA, 396 nt
Organism: Gopherus evgoodei (Goodes thornscrub tortoise)
Lineage: Eukaryota; Metazoa; Chordata; Testudines; Testudinidae
Product: cathelicidin-related peptide Oh-Cath-like
Biological process (GO): defense response
Cellular component (GO): extracellular region
Source: RefSeq, a predicted model, not a curated record
AUGGAGACCGGCCUGAAAGUCCUGCUGAUCAUCAGGGUGGUCACAGCCCCCGCGCCAUCAUUGUCCCUCUGCCCAACCCACGAGGAUGCAGUUUUAGCUGCAGUUCAGAUCUACAACCAAGAGCCAGGCACAACACUGGCCUAUCAGCUCCUGGAGUGUAAGCCGCAGCCAGACUGGGACAUGUCUUCAAAAACUAUCCAGCCGCUGACAUUCACUGUUCAAGAGACAGCGUGCCUGGUAUCAGAGAAACAUGACGUCAACCAGUGUGAAUUCAAAGAAGAUGGGGUUAGAAAAGACUGCUCUGGAUUCUUCUCCACUGAACAGGACCCCCCUUCCAUCAUUAUCAAAUGUGAGGUGGCAUCUGAGGAUCCUAAUGUCAUCUCACAGGGCCGCUGA